Messenger RNA from Talaromyces marneffei, 1914 nucleotides. RefSeq lists its product as uncharacterized. Lineage: Eukaryota; Fungi; Ascomycota; Eurotiomycetes; Eurotiales; Trichocomaceae. The coding region runs from base 1 to 1914 and encodes 637 amino acids. The record is from RefSeq and is a predicted model, not a curated record. Gene Ontology annotation, molecular function: FAD binding; 3-(3-hydroxyphenyl)propionate hydroxylase activity. Gene Ontology annotation, biological process: 3-(3-hydroxy)phenylpropionate catabolic process. The transcript is spliced from 6 exons.
AUGACGGACUCAGAGGAAUACGAGACUACCGACGUAGUAAUCUGCGGAUGCGGACCAACUGGUGCAAUGUUAUCUGCCUAUCUUGGUCAAAUGUCUAUCAAGAAUGUGGUGUUAGAAAAAGAGGCCGACAUUACCACAGACCCGCGAGGCAUUGCUCUAGAUGAGGAUGGGAUUCGAUUUUUGCAGGGAUUAGGAAUUUAUGAUAGUAUUUACACAGAAAUUGGAAUAUCCAUGAAUAUAUUCAAAUUUGUUGAUGGAACGAAGCCGGAUUUAAGUAGGAAGGCAUUUUUGGAGAUGGAUUACAGUACCACGGAGGGCGGCACAGGUCAUGUUGGAUUCAUCUGUCACAAACAGCCGGAGUUGGAAAGACACCUUCGCGACAAGAUGGCAGAGAAUGGACUGAGUCAACUUCGAUCUGGGUGUAGUGUUACCAAUCUUUCUGAAACCAAAGAAUGGACGUACUGUGAGUAUAUUGACUCAGAAGGCAACACACACCGAAUACGGUCCAGAUUCUUUGUUGGUGCAGAUGGCAAAACGGGUUAUACUCGCAAGAAAUAUCUUGAAUCUAGGGGUGUCCAGAUGGAGAGGGCGCAUAACUCCUUCUAUGAAGAAACUUGGGUUGCUCUAAACUGGCAUAUUUCACUUCCUAACAAGGAGUCCCAUCUGGACUUUCCCUUAUGGUCCCUGGGAUACACGCCGGAGCAAGUAUACGACCUCUUCUUUCCUGUCAACUUCCGUUUUCUGUGUAAUCCCAAGCGACCUGCUGUCUGCGGCCGAUUUGGGCCCUCUGCCGAUCGUCUUUGGAGGUUCGAAUUUGUUGUCUUCAAGGACGAGGACGGGAUGGAAAUGGCGCAGCCGGAGAUGAUGAAAAAGAUUGUUUUUCCUUAUAUUACGCAUCCUGGUAACCGCUAUGGUCUUUCGAAUGAGGUGCAGUAUCCGGAGGAUUGUAUCAGCGUUCUACGCUCAAGACCAUUUAUGUUCUCUGCUAGAAUUUGCAAUAAAUGGUCUGAGGGUCGCGUUAUUCUUUGUGGAGACGCCGCUCAUGUAUUUCCACCAUUUGGGGGACAAGGAAUAGCUUCUGGAUUCCGCGACGCCUCCUCGCUCGCCUGGCGUUUGGCCAUUCUCUGCAAAGCAUCCGAGCAAGGCUUAACACUACCUUACGACAAAUUCUUCACAGCCUGGUACCUUGAACGUAAACAACAACUUGAGAAAUCGUUAGCAGUCACAAUCACGAACGGUGAAUUCGUGACUGAAAGUAAUCUGAUCAAGAUCUUUAUUCGCAAUUGGUCACUGUGGUUCAUGCAACUGAUUCCAGCUUGGCGUGAAAAGCUGCGUCAGGGUCCACGUCAUGAGGGACUUAUUAGGUACCAGUACUCGAAUGGAAUGCCGUUUAUACCGUCUUUGAAUGGAGGGUUGUGUGUCCCUCAGGUGUAUUGCAAAUCUCUCACACCAGAUAACAUGGUCUAUUUUACGGACGACGUAAUAUUCAAGCAGAAGAAAGGAUUAUUCCAACUUGUUGUCUAUCUGAAAGAUCCCGGAGAAGUGGCUACCGUGGGUAAAGAUAUAUCUAGUAUCGAGACAAUAUCUCAAGGAUAUAUCUACGAAAGUGACAUUGCAUGCUUAACCGAAUUUGAUGCACAAUCGUUGACUCAUUAUUCCAAAAACGAGUCCCCUUACCCGACAUAUAGCAUCGCCACCGGAGAAGAGUUUGCAAGGUCUGAGCUGUGCAAGGGAAGGCCGGAACCAAGAUACUAUAAUCCUUAUCGAUUGAGGAAAGAGUUGAAAGGACAUAGAUACAUUAUUCUUCGGCCUGACAGAUUUGUUUUUGCGUCAUGUUCCACUAGGGACGAUCUCAUGAAAGCCGUUAGGGUUCUUGUGGCGUACGUGAAUCGCGGUGAAGUGCAAACAAUAUAG